Messenger RNA from Pezoporus occidentalis (night parrot), 4486 nucleotides. It is a transcript of the gene EVC2, whose product is annotated as EvC ciliary complex subunit 2. Gene Ontology annotation, cellular component: plasma membrane protein complex; ciliary membrane. The record is from RefSeq and is a predicted model, not a curated record. Gene Ontology annotation, biological process: smoothened signaling pathway. The transcript has 20 exons. Bases 1 to 3441 code for a protein of 1146 amino acids. NCBI's taxonomy places the organism in Eukaryota, Metazoa, Chordata, Aves, Psittaciformes, Psittacidae.
AUGCGAAGGCUGCUGGCCAGCCUGCUGCUGGCGGUGCUCCCCGUCGGGCCCUCCGUGCCCGCCCAGCCCCUCGCAGCGGCCACCGAGCGCGCCCGGGCCUCGCCGAGCCCCGAGGAAGGGGCCGGGGUGCUGGGCCCGCCCCGGGACCCCUGCGCUCAGACGGCGGCUGCGGUAAUUAAAGAUAAUCUUUGGCUUCAAAAAGAGAUGGGAUGUCUGGGAAUGACAGCAAUGCCAUUACUUCUGGCCACUCAAGAAAGUGAAGCCCCUCACCAGUUCUUGACCUCUGCAGCCUCGGACAAUCAGUGGAGCCAUUCGCUGUUUACAUUGGUACCCUCAUGGACAAAUAAGAUUUUGUUCAAACGAGAGUCUUCUGUUAACCUCCACCAGAUUAAAGAUGUGUCCAAUGUGUCAGUUUCUUCUGGGUUUGGAAUAACCCUUCAGAAAUGUGGUGUGGUGGAUGUUGAACAUGACCCUCAAAUCGCACACAUCACACUUCUGAUUAAUAACACCAACACACUGCUCUCAACAAACAUUACAGAUCUUAUCCUCCUGGACAAUAUCACUGGUCUUCACGUUCAAAAAAACAGUGGCAAUAAGACCACAGAUGGCAUACAGAUUUAUAGCAAAGGAGUCUUGCAAGGUGGAGAAUACUUUGCAGUCAACUACUCUGCACUUCUUGACGCAAAAGAAACAUGGGAUGGCAGGGUCUUGAUGCUGCCUGCAAAGCUAACUUUCAAGAGUUCAUCACAGAAUGCAACACAUCUCGUAUCACUGACAGCAUCAUUCACCAUAACUGAAGAAGAAAAGACCAAGAUUUUGUACAGCCAUGCCAUCCAUGCUUCAGGGUUCUUCAUUGCUUUUUUUAUUUCACUCGUACUGACAUGUGCUGUCUUUUUCAUCAUUUACCGAACCCAAAUAUUAAAAUGGAGUUUCCGCAGUAAAAACCAGGAGAUGCAGCAUGAACUCAUCCAGAAUCACAAACUGGAGCAUUCUCAGUUUAAUUCAGGUGAUCUCUUUAGUGAAGAUAUAAUUAUGAACGACCAAAUCAUCAAUAUUCUGUCCUUUGAAGAACCUGGAAACAUGCUUCAGGCUUUAGAAGACUUGGAGGUUGCCAGCCUGACACGGGCAGAUGCCGAUCUGGAGGCAUAUCGAACGCAGAUAUGCAAAGAAGUGAUUGCUAUGAUGAUGAAGAACAUGGUCUUAAGUCACAGCCUCUUUCCUCAUGUGGAGAAGAAGAUGAGUUCAAUUUUCAAAAAGCAGUUUCUUGCAAUGGAGAAGGAGAUUCAAGAGGAAUAUGAAAGGAAGAUGGUGGCUUUAACGGCUGAGUGUAACCUAGAAACCAGAAAGAAAAUGGAGGCUCAGUGCCAAAAAGCUAGAGCUGUAAAUGAAGAGGCUGAGGAAUUAAUGAAGAAAAUGAAUGAAAAGCCUGCUGUAGAAUACAGAAGUCUUCUGGAUAGACUUCACACACUGGAGCAGGACCAUGUGAAGAGGCUCCUUCUGGUAAAGCAGGAGGAAUAUUUUGCAAAGGCUUAUAGAGAGCUGGCUGUUUGCCAGAGAAAGGAGCUCCAUAAUAUCUUUUUUACACAGAUAACAAAUGCUACUUUCAAGGGAGAACUGAAGUUGGAAGCAGCUAAAACGUUAGUGGAAGGUUACUCUAAAAUACAGGGAGACAUUGAAGAGCUAAUGGAUUUUUUGCAAGCUAGCAAGAAAUAUCAUCUGAAUAGAAGAUUUGCUUACAGAGAGUAUCUCAUAAGUAAGAUACAGUUAAGGGAUUCUCAAGCCUCUGCUCUUAUAAAUGCAGCAGCAGCCCAGAUACCAAGUCUCAUUAAUAAGAUGGAAAGGGCAGGUCAUCUACCUGAAUGUCAUUUGGGGAUGCUGCUGGACCGAGCUGAGGCUGAAAUUAAUUCUGUUAAACAGAAAUUCGAUCAUGAUUUAAAACAAGAAAAGCAAAAGCUUCGCCAGAAACUCGUUACAAGGCGAAGGCGGGAAGUUCUGCAAAAGCAGAAAGAGCAUCGGAAGGAGCAGCUGUCCCUUGGAGAGACCUUCAAAACUACUAAGGAGGUCACUCACUACCUGGGCCACUGGAAAAAUCUUUUGAGUGAUCACACCAUUGAAUUUGAAGAGCUUACUGAAAAACUUGACAAUGAGGCCAGUGAAGAGCUGAAAGAGCUUGUGUUUGGUUUAACAGAGAAAGCCAUUGAAGAGCUUAAACGUGUUCAGUGUGGAGUAUUUGUGCAAGAACUGGUAAAGCUCAGUGUGCCAAAGGUGUUCCUGCUAGAAGCUGUAGAGGAGCAUAAAAAAGAGAUGGCUGAUAAACAUGAGCAGCUUGAAAGGGAAGAGCAUGAAAAGAGCACAGCCACUGAAGAGCUGCUUCAGCUCACCAGGCAGAAGCUAAGCCAAGAGCUAGAAACAAGCAUUUUGGAACAAAAAAAAAUAAGGAGCUGGGAACAAUCAGUAUUCAUGCAACUUCUGAGUUUACCCCUCUCACUAUCAGAAGAAGAAUUGCGUAGAAUGAGGCAAGAGUUGCAUUGCUGCUUCUCUCAGGUGGACAGCAGCUUGGCUUGGCCCAAAAUAAGAGCGAGAACCUUGCUUCAGGCUUUCGAGGUCGAGCAGAGGGAUGCGGAGGUGCUGAAAGUUGACCAGAAUUUAGCAGUGACCAGUAAACAGCCGCAUUCUAAAGUGAAAAAAAAUGGAUCCAGGAAUAGAAAUAAGAUGGAUAUUUUGAAGAAAUCUUUACAGGACAAAAUUUUCAUUUAUGAAGACUCUGUGAAAGAUGAAAAUUUGAAUAAGGUUAAGCACGAGUUGCUGCUUGAGAAAGAGUGUCAGCUGCGCGACCUGGAAAAUAAACUCGGAGAGUAUAUUGCUGCUUUAGCCUUUCAGAAGACUGUUAAAAAAUCCAAAAUGUUGGAGCUGUAUACUGCUAUCAUAAGUGUGCAAGCUUUGCUCUUUGAACAGCUGAGCACGUCAAAAGCCCUGUCAAAACUGGAAUGUAUUCAGAUUUUAGAAGCACACAACCCUGAGAUUGAAGAACUUGACAGGAAGCUGGAGUAUGAGAUGUUGCAUAAGGAGUCAGCUCAGCAGCAGCACCAUCUAAUGAGCAGACAGAGGUGGAGUCUGGAUGGCUUGGGACUUUCAAGUGAAGCUGUAGAAACAAAUGCAGACAGACAGGUGACAGUUCUGCUAAGACAGGCUAUGAAUAAAUGUGGGCAAUUUAUAAAUCUGCAUCAGCAAAGCUUGAGAGAUGAGCAAUGGAAUUGCGUGGUGCUUGAAGAUCUCCUGGAAAAUAUAGAAAUGGAUGCAUUAUUGGCACUUUAUAGUCAGGACAUCCUUUUGGUAAAAUGCCUUCUUGCAAAAGAAAAGAGUGAUUUGAUAAUGGGUGUGUUUGCUGCUCUGGAAAUUGGUCAUGCAAAGCAAGAGGCAGAGUUCAAAUAUUUACUGUGACACAUUGAAUCCAUUGUGGACAAAGAAAUUGACUGUCUUCAAGCAUGGUGGGACCUUGUAGGUUUUUUAUGUGACAUGGGCUUUGUAGUCAUCUCCUCAUCAAGUUUAUAGGAGAGUCUGCAGAGCAGAGGUGACUCGGCUGUCAUGAGUCAUCUCGAACAUUUGGCACAUCUUACUUAACUUCACCUACCUGAGAAGCACGGAUGGUUUGAAUAGACUACAACAGUUUUUUUCUGGCAUCCUUUGAGGAAUUUAACUUGCUUUAUUUUGCUCAGCUCUUUUCUUUCCAUGUAGUUCUCAAUACAUUGGAGACUUUUCAUAUUUGUUACACAGACACGGGGUGUCUGCAGAAACAGCCCUGGAGACACAGUAGUUUUGAAAGCAGAGCAGAAAACAACAGGAUUUUGGGGUUUGGAGGGGGAAAUGGGGCUGGUUGAUUGUCUAGGGAGCAACUACAUUUGAACUUAGUCUAUUUGAGCACUAUGUUAAUAUGGUCUACUACUGACCUUUGGGCAAAAAAAGAGAGGACAUUUGGAAAAAAAAUAAACCCCAAACACCAAAACAAAACCAGAUUUUUCCUUCACCUCUUAACAAAUGUUAUUACAAGCUGCUCUCUGAGUUUAUCACAGAAUCUUGUGGUAAGAGAGGCUGCACAAUGAAGUGCUCAGCCCUGGCAACAUAUAAAUGUUGUCAUUAGGUUUCAGAGGCUAUUUUUUCUCCCUUAAUUUUGCAGAGCCCGGAAUGUUAUAUAGCUUCAUUACUAUCUUGAAAGCAUUUCUUCGUAAUAGUACAAGCCAUAAAUUAACUAAACCUUACAUGCUAGAUUACGGUUGCAUUGUGUUUUUUCAGACCGAAGGGCAUCAAGUAUAUGCUCUAAGCACAUACACUAAGAUCAGCUGUUUUUUUAACACUGACAUUUACUUUAUCCAGAACGAAAUGGGCAAUCAAAAUAUAUAUGGGUAGAAACAGUGGCCAUGGGACUGUGACCGUGACCGCUUGACACCAAAAUUGUUGCCACUAACAUGAUUUUCAGUAAUAUUUUUUG